UCGAAGGCUGUCACUGCGGCGGUGGCUCUGUGUUCCGGUAUGUACUCGGCUGUGAAAUUUAACGUAUGUAUUUAAGUAUUUAUGUAUAUUUCUUGCUUGCGCGUUGUGGCCGCGCCUUCAUCAUUUUUUCUAUUGCUGCCAUGUAAUGUAACUUAAUGUAAUGUAUUGCCACCAAUGUUUGGACCCUUCAGGUCAUUUGUUUUGGGUUUCCCUUGCUCACGCCGAGUACUGCCCGUAACAUUUUGUAACAUUUCUGCGGUUGUAUAUGGGCAUGGCACGAUGGCAUUGGACACUUAUUGUCAAGCCACAUUGUAAUUUCUUUCUUGAUUCUCUUCUCAGUUUUUUUUUUUUUUUGCCUAGCGGCCCAUACUACUUGUUUGCUACUUACAGCACUUUGCCACCAAGUCCACUUUACACUUGCUCUGUUUUAAUUGUGUGAAUGAUUGUAUUAUUUAUUCGCGUCCCACGGGAGCACACUAGGAUUGCCUCAAUGAUAAUUGUCAACUGCUAUAAACCGUAAUAAUUUAUGUCAUGUUCCAUUUUCGCUCUAGAGGCAUUUUAUUAUGAAUAAAUUAUAUUUUGCUAAAGCUCCAGCCUUCCACUGUCGUUGGGUUUUAAUGUAAAAAACCCCCUUCCCUGCUUUGUCUUUGUCAGUUGAAGUCAAGUCGGCUACAACUUCUGUGCUACUCUGCUUCGGCAGUGGUUUUGCUGUGGUUUUGUUUGUAUUUUUCAUACCAUGAGCGGCCCAGGAGUCAGUUGGAUUUACCAGCUGUACCGCGACGAGUUGAUUCGUUAUCUCGAGGAGAACCAGCUUCCUGCCGCGGCGAGCGACACAGUGGCUGACAUGCGCGCCCGCCUCGUUCAGUUCAUACGCGAGAUCUCCCCAACCCAGACAAUGGAACGGAUCCCAUCAAUGUUGGCGGCCUCUUUCUUCGAGGAAGAGGUGGAGGAGGGGACGAGUAUUCCAGCCGACAUUGCGGCGGCCUUCUUCGCAGAAGACCUGCAGGAAGGGCCGUCGUCUCCCCCUCCUCCUCCAACACCGCCGGCCAAGACUUCGCCGCUGCUGUUGGUGGCCGGCCCCUCUGGGACAUGUCCCUUGGGUCGGCCGCUAACAGCCGACGAAAAAAGAGGGUUCCAGCUACAUACCAGCAGGUGCCGGCUCUGUCUAGCGGCAAAGUCGUGGCCAAGCUGAUGGCGAUGGACGCCCAGCGUGGUAGGGG
Messenger RNA from Bacillus rossius redtenbacheri, 1220 nucleotides. RefSeq lists its product as uncharacterized. The transcript has 2 exons. NCBI's taxonomy places the organism in Eukaryota, Metazoa, Arthropoda, Insecta, Phasmatodea, Bacillidae. Bases 737 to 1192 code for a protein of 151 amino acids. The record is from RefSeq and is a predicted model, not a curated record.